Haplochromis burtoni (Burton's mouthbrooder) is the source of this 2143-nucleotide messenger RNA. RefSeq lists its product as uncharacterized. Bases 330 to 1247 code for a protein of 305 amino acids. The transcript is spliced from 5 exons. The record is from RefSeq and is a predicted model, not a curated record. Gene Ontology annotation, molecular function: protein binding. NCBI's taxonomy places the organism in Eukaryota, Metazoa, Chordata, Actinopteri, Cichliformes, Cichlidae.
ACUGGAAAGGUUUAGGAAAACAAACAAUGUAAAGCAAAUGCAUUUAUAGAUUUUAAUAUCUUGUGUAACUAAUUCCUGAAAACGUCUUCAUACAGGUAAGCACUGAGCUUUAGACACUCCCAUUUUUCCACCUCUUGCAUCACCCUGAGGCUUUAGCUGGCUUUAUAAAUUUACACACGAACAGAGUCCUGGGCAAAUGAGAAGGAGAGAGUAUGGGAUGACUAUAGGGAGCACUUGAGAAACACCAGACAGCUCAUGGUCAGCUGUCUGAUGGGAAUGAAAUAAAAACAUAUAUAUCACCUCCCAGAAAACUACACGGAUUCUACUUUAUGUCUGGCAAUGAGACGGCAAUUCUGCAUCAGCUGGCGAUUUUAGUGGUAUGUCAUGGCUUAGCAGUGGGUCAGAUCUCUUCUUAUUACUUCCUAGUCCAAAGACCUAUGCCAUGGGUCAAAGCCCAGGAGUUCUGUCAGAAGUACUAUGUGGACCUUGCUGUCCUGACCACAGAGGAGCAGUACUUCAGUGUCCUGAAUGCUACUCCUGCCACAAAAGUCAGCUUUUGGCUUGGUCUGAAACGCCAGAGUGUCUCCAGUGACUGGCAGUGGGUGAAUGGGGAACAACUGGGCUAUGAACACUGGUACAGGAGAAACAAUGAAGGCUGCUGUGCAAGUUUAGAGGCCAUGCUGGAAAAAGACAAGAACCUGUUGGCUCGCUACUGUAAGGAACCACACAUGGUUGUCUGUCAGGGUCCACAUUCCCCUCAGUCGGUGACAGUUGACUCAGUGGGUGCGGAACAUGUGAAUCUUAGUUGGAAUAUCUCUGCCUUUAUGCAGACGACACCACACAGUUACAAUGUGACCAUAUGUGACAGCAGAUGUGAGACAGUCCUUUACUCCUGCACCAAUGGUUCUGCAGUGAUGAGCAUCAGCAUCUCCAACUUAACAUCAGGCACAAAGUAUUUCCUACAUAUCUCUGCCUUUGUUGUUCGGCCUGACAGUGUUACUGGUGGAAACAUCAUCCUGCAGAGUAACCCUACAACAGUAGACGUUAAAACAGAUCACGAUAUCAUCUUUGCUGUUUUGAUGGUCAUUAAACUGAUGUUGCUUGCUCCUCCACUGUGGAUUCUUUAUCAUAUCCUUAAAAAAGCAGGUCGUUUUGAAGAAUCAAAUCAUUACAUCUCUCCAGUGUUGCUCUCAACUGAAGACACAAUUGUUGAUCUGGUCCCUCAGAAAACUCCAGGCAUUGGUUAAGACACGGAAAAAACAUAGUCUGGACAUUUGUAGAAAAAUCUCUUCAAAUGAAAAAUGCCAACACAAUGAAUAUAGAAUACAUGGAGACAGAUUCAUUUUUUAAAUAAAUUGCUUCUCAUUUACAAAUGAAUCGUUAACCAGUGUGUAGAAAAUACUACAGUUAAACCUUCUUUUUUGAAACAUGGUAUGACCAAAUUUUCUAAAAUACCUUUCGAUUUUUAUUAAAUUUGAUCCUAAAUGAGUGACUAAGACCACGAACUCAACAGGAUUGUGUUUUCCGUUGCCGUUUACCCACAGACUCAUAGUACCGAAAGCCUUUACGCAGCCACAGAUAUUGCAUUGUAGUGGCCCUUCACAUAGGAUGCAGGUUUAAGGCACUUUCACAUUGGCUUCAUCUUUAUAAACAGACAUCUACACUGUUGUUUUGUAUUGUAUGGUUGUACCAUUGGUCAUUCAGAUUAGUGAGCAUAUGUGAAAAUAUAUGACCCUCAAAAUUUUAAAAAGUAGUCCCUGGAGUAUUAGUUAAAAGCAUUUUAUGCUUCUUCUUUUUUUAACUAAAACUACCUGUUAGUCAUUUCCCACAAAAUGUGUCAUGCUGUAACUCAUCACAGUCUGAGUUAUGAAGUAUUAGCACAAGUCAAUGCAGUGAAGUGUCAGAUGGACCACUGUAGUAUCACUUUUUACCUCAAGAUGAAACCGUCAUUUGAUUUUAAUGAGCAGUAGGAAGAAAUCACAUAUUAUGUAUUAUGUUGUUUUGUUUUUCCACUUUUUCUUGAUGUACUCACCUUUAGUUUAUUUAAAAAAGCAAGAAAGUCAGUAAAUGUGAAAAAUGAGCGAAGGACAAUAUAUUUCAUCCAGUGCUGCUAGAAGUUAUAAGUCAUAAAAAUAUAAACUAU